Messenger RNA from Rubroshorea leprosula, 2673 nucleotides. NCBI's taxonomy places the organism in Eukaryota, Viridiplantae, Streptophyta, Magnoliopsida, Malvales, Dipterocarpaceae. The record is from the annotation of a GenBank genome assembly.
AAACAACUCCGGCCAUCCCGUUCUCCAUUCUUCCAAGCCGCUGGUCCCCGCAAUAAGGGACAGGAAUCGUAGGGAUUUUUUGCGUUGGCCGACUGAGGGAGAAGAGAUAGCCGAUAACAGUCCUGCUUUCCUUCUUUCUGCUUGAAUUUCCUAGAAAUGAUUAAAACUUAUCUCCCCGAAGAGGUUGUGAUUCAGAUAUUAUUGCGGUUGCCAACAGCCUCAUUGCUGCGAUUUAAGUGCUUGUGUAAAUCAUGGUAUAAUCUCAUAGAAAGCCCUCAAAUUAUGGCAAUGCAGCUCCGCAAUAAGAGCAGCCUUUCUUUACUUGUCAAUAGUUUGAGCCCUCGGGAUAAUGAUCAGGUAGAACCAGGAAGCUCAGUAUGGUCUCUGCUUACAUAUGAUGAUAGAAUGCAACUAAUUUUAGAUGGGGAGAAUGUUUCAUUUGCGCGCCAGGAAUGUGUGGACUUGCCAUCUUGUUAUGAGAAUGUUAUGUUUUCAGCAUCAAAUCAUUGUGAUGGCAUUAUUUGUCUUUAUGAUGGUUACAACAGUGAUGGUACCACAAUCAUGACUAACCCAGGAAUUAGGGAAUUUAUGGUUCUUCCUGAGUCAUGCAUCCCCCUUCCAACUGCAUUAUAUGAAUGUCACGGUGAAACAACGUUUUUUGGAUUUGGUUUUGAUCAAGUAACUAACGACUAUAAGAUUGUUAGGAUUUUGGAAUUUGCAAGUCUUUAUGGUAGUCCUGUGGCAAAUCCCCAGGCUGAGGUAUAUACUUUAAGCUCUAAUUCUUGGAGACAAAUUGAGUUUACAGAUUGUUGGAUGCGCUCAUAUGAAUCUGAAUUAUCAACUUACUGGAAUGGAGCUUGCUAUUGGCCAGCAGAACAAUGUCAACCACAAAAUGAUUGGGUAUAUGGGGUCUAUUCUUUCGACUUUGGUAAUGAGGUCUUUCAAUUUAUAAUAAUUCCAGAAUAUGUCUCUCAACCUUUUGGGUUAUAUGAGUUUAAUGGGACUCUUGCUCUAAUAUCGUUUUCUUACCAUUCAAUGGAGAAUAACUUUGAGAUUUGGGUCAUGGAUGAACUUGGAUUCAAUGGGAUUUGGACAAAGUUAGCAUCUGUUGAACCUCUUCCAGGAGUGGAGAAGCCUUUGGGAUUUCUAAAUAGUGAUGAGCUUUUGCUACUAUUAUCAGCUGGGAUGGAUUGGGAUUCGGGUAGGCAGAUUGCAUCCUACAACAUUGUUACGAAGCAAGUGAAGACUAUAUACCGUGAAGAUUGUUGUGGAGCUAUGAUUUACAAUUUCUUGAAGUUGUUCAAAACUAUGGUGGUUUUGGUGGAUAAUCUGCGCCCUUACGAGUAUACAUUGGCCAUUGUUUUCUCUUCUUGUUCCAAGAUUGGGAAUCCUAAGGAGGAAAGGCAGUGUCAUGGGUAUGUAUUGAAGACUAGGUUGGUGUUUCAUCUUUAUGUUAAGAAUGCACUUAUAUAUAUGUAUGCCGAGUAUUCAGAUGUUCACGAAGGUUUUAAGGAAGGGAUUAAAGUUUUGAGCAGGAUGGUGGGAGAGUGUAUAGAGUGGGAUAAUGUAACCUAUGUUACUGUUUUCGUGCUUUGUGCUUGUCUUAAAAAUUUGAAAUUGGCUUUGCAAGCUCAUCGCAGGAUGUUAAAGAGUCGUAUUGAACGUGAUGUUUAUAUCAAUGGCGCAAUCAUCAGCAUGUAUGGGAAAUGCAUGGAAAUGUACUGCACGCAUGUGUUGAGAAGCCAGGUUAUAAUUAAGGACCAUGUUAUUGUUGGAAAUGCUUUGAUCAACAUGUAUUCCAAGUCUGGUGAUAUUGAAGCGGCAAAUCAAGUAUUCUCUGGCAUGAUAUUUCACGACACUAUUACAUGGAAUUCAAUAAUAUGUGGGCAUUCACAUCAUGGUCUAGGUGAGGAAGCUUUGGCUGUGUUUCAAGACAUGUUAGCUGCAGAAGAACAUCCUAACCAUAAAGGAAUAGAACCUGGUUUGGAGCACUACACAUGUAUUGUUGGUUUGCUGAGCAAGGCUGGACAACUUGAUGAGGCUGAGAAUUUUGUGAGGUCUACCCCAGUCAAAUGGGAUGUAAUUGCAUUCCUUACAUUGCUCAGUGCUUUCCAUGAGGAGCAGAAGGAAGACCAUCUUAGUUAUCACAGUGAGAAAUUGGCCAUAGCAUAUGGACUAAUGAAAACACCCUCAGAGGCACCUAUCCUAGUGUUUAAAAUUCUUAGAAUGUGUGAUGAUUGCCAUUCUGCUAUUAUUGUUGACCAUUUGAUAAACUACUUGCCCAUGUUCUGGAGCAGCGCAGCCUCCAAUAAAGCCAAGGGCAUCCCAUUUGUUUCCCUGAGCUGAUGUCACCUAGUCUGGAUAACGUGUAACUGUUAUGAUAUCCAGUUUUGAUCUCUACAUUCUAUGGAACCGACUUUUGCAGUAAGUCUUCCAUCAGCCCUAAAGAUAGGAGUCAAUUUUGUAAACUCAAGAAACUUGUUCACUUUCUACUAUAUAGAAGGCCAAGAGAACUGAUCCAUAUUGAGCCACUUCUCUGAGAAUGAUAACGGAUGCUUUCUGAUGUUGCAGUGCCAUGGAACUGUUGUCAACAGCCAUCAUCAAUCUUUCAUUCAACUUUAAGUUGGUUAUUUUAUUUCUGUCCCUUUUUUUUAAAAAAAAAUUUUUAACCUC